CGGGGACUUCCCCGGCUCUGAUCGUAUCUAUUUUACUCUGAUUGAUCUCGAGAGUCGGAUCUCUAUUCGGCUUCCUCGGGGUGUGGCGAGGCUUCUAGUGCUGUAGCGGGUGGGGCUCUUUUGGCCGCCUCCCCGCCAGACCACAGCUGGCUAUAUUUAGUAUAUUGAAGAGAUUAAAGAAAAUGAAGCUUCCUGUUUUGAAUGAACUGGAUUGUCCCACCAAGUCUAAAGCAGAUAUAGAAAAGAAAAUUACUUCACCUAAGAAGAAAUUGCUUCCAAAGAAACAACCAAAACCCUUAGACCUUCCUCCCUGUGUAAAUCCAGGCAAUCCUGUAUUUUCCUGUAUGUUGGAUCCACCUACCCUCCAAACAUGUACUACAUUGUCAAAACCUCAGAUGAUCAUGUAUAAAACAACUUCAGGGGGUUAUGGUGAAAUAACACCUAUACCACCAUUUCUUCCUUGCAACUUUUUCCCAAAGAGUAAUACAUUUACAAAUCACCUUAAACUGACUGGAAUGUUUCAGAAUAAUUAUCUGAACACUGUGCUUGACAGAGGCAGAGUCAUUGACUUUCCAAAUUUUCAACACACUCUAUGAAAAUACUAUUUGUAUUUAUGGGGAAAUUUUCAUUUUGGAAAAAUAUGCAUUUAAUGUUAGGGCUAAAAGUCAUUCAUGUAACAAAAAUAUUUGGACCACAUUGAAGAUACUUUAAAUGAAUAAACCAGGUGGUUAAGGUAAUUGUCUUCUUACCUGAAUGACAGAUCUUUAAUUUUAAUGUUUCUCACCCAACUCUUGUGGAAUUUUAGAAAUAGUAGUUACCUCAGAAUAGGUGAAGUAAAAAAAAUAAAAUAAAAGAAAUUAAAUUUGAUA
This is a messenger RNA of Antechinus flavipes (yellow-footed antechinus), 869 nucleotides long. It is a transcript of the gene PIERCE2, whose product is annotated as piercer of microtubule wall 2. The coding region runs from base 183 to 596 and encodes 137 amino acids. Gene Ontology annotation, cellular component: axonemal microtubule. The transcript has 3 exons. Gene Ontology annotation, biological process: axoneme assembly. The record is from RefSeq and is a predicted model, not a curated record. NCBI's taxonomy places the organism in Eukaryota, Metazoa, Chordata, Mammalia, Dasyuromorphia, Dasyuridae.